AUGCAGCAGCCAGAAACCCAGCAGACAACUCAGCAAACAACGACAGAAAUACUGGAUCCUGCAGUUCAAUACCUGCGGCGGAGGAAAACAGCUCUAUGGGUGACGGUGGCCCUGCUGGCUCUGGCUCUGGUGGUGCUGGCUGUGGGUCUGGUCUCUGCAACUCGCACUGACAACGUUCCCGUCGCUGGAUAUUACCCAGGCAUCACUCUGAGUUUUGGAGCAUUUCUGGGUAUUGUUGGCAUUCACCUGGUGGAGAACCGCAGACCCAUGCUCAUGGCAGCCAUCAUCUUUGUCAGCAUCGGAGUCAUUGCAUCUUUCUUCUGUGCCAUCGUGGACGGGAUCAUUGCUUCAGAGUUCAUUGAUACAAGGCCCCUGCAGGAGGACAUGUGUGACUUUUAUGCCAGUGGAUCGGGCUACGCUUAUGACAGCUACUACACUGAGGUGAGUCUCAAACACACAAUCCUCGGAGCAUACAAGGACAUGCAGAAGCCGACUCCUCAGAUGGCUCCCAGCCCGGCACCGCCACCUCACAUUUUGUACAACCCGACGCAGCACAUGCUCACCUACGCUGGCUUCUGUCCUUCAGGACAAACUCUGCCUGCCUACCCCAACUACCCAAUAGCCAUGCAGCAUAACAGCAACUACCAGACACCUGCUACACCUCAGAUGAUCCCUGACGGAGGCCCUGGCUCCACCUCCUGUCCCUCUGAGGAGAACCAGAACCAGCAGCCCUGUCAGACUCCCAACCAACUGCAGCCUCAGGGAGGCACCCAGGAACCGGGAGGCUACAUGCUGACACCCAACGCUCCUGUGCUCUUUGGGUCCUCCUACAGUCCUUUUGAGAAACCUCCACCAUAUGCCUGCUGA
Molecule: messenger RNA, 867 nt
Organism: Scomber scombrus (Atlantic mackerel)
Lineage: Eukaryota; Metazoa; Chordata; Actinopteri; Scombriformes; Scombridae
Product: transmembrane protein 255B
Exons: 8
Coding region: 1-867 (288 amino acids)
Source: RefSeq, a predicted model, not a curated record